Messenger RNA from Trichobilharzia szidati, 1507 nucleotides. The record is from the annotation of a GenBank genome assembly. NCBI's taxonomy places the organism in Eukaryota, Metazoa, Platyhelminthes, Trematoda, Strigeidida, Schistosomatidae.
CCAAUAUUUUGGCGGGCUGUUCAUGUAUCCGGGUUUGACUUCUAUGCAAUAUUCUUAAUUUCAAAACCAUGAAUCUGAUAGAAAAGAACCCGGAGGUGAAGCUGUCUUGGGAAAUUCUUGAGACUUUAAUGUCACGUCAACAUGCCCAUGUGAAUUAUUUAUUCAUGGAUGAGACUGACUCGAUAAAAUGGAACAAUGAUUUUAGAAGCACAGGAAUGGUACCGAUGUGUUUCAACAAAAUGAAUGAAAAAUUCAUCAAUGGUACUUAUCGAGGUAUUCGAGAGUUUGUCUGUGAUUUCCGUUUAAUGCUGUUAAAUUGUUAUCGUACUCAUGGGAUUUCAUCACGUGCUGGACGUUGUGCUGAAAAAUUGGAAUUAUUAUUUGAACAAAAACUUCAACUGUUAUCCCCUGAAAUUCGUAAUAAAGCAUCUAUACAGUCAACCCUUGGAUUCGGUACUGCUGAAGAUGAAUUACUCGAUUGCGGUAUAACACGUCGUCGAAGUUCUGGACGUCUUUUUCUCUCCGGUGAUUCACGUCAAUUAACACCGAUACGUGCUAUCAUGGAGGAAUUAGAGCAUGUUACACAUCCUGGUUCUGGUACCGGUGGUAUAACCGCUUCAUUAAUCUCAAAUACUAUCGAUUCAUCCACGUCAGCGUCAUCAUCUGGCCAACAGACAUCAGCUAUCAGUAGUACAUUGAGUACUGAAGAGAAUAUUGCCAUUUUAGUGGCUAGACUAAGUUUAUGGCAACGUCGAAGACAUGAAGAAGAAUUACUGGACACAUGGAAUAGCUGGUGGGUUGAAAAUAAUGGACCGAAAAUGCAAGAGAUAUUAUUCAAUGCUCCUGAGCUUUUAGAAGCUUAUCAAUUCUUAUGGUUGGCUGAUCCAUUCUUGGGUAUAAGUGAUUGUAUAACCAUAUACAAUAAUAAUCAUAAUAAUCAUAAUAAUCUCGCAGUCAAUUCAAUUCAAUCCACUACUACAACGCAUACACGUAGCCUGUCAUUAUUCGACUUAGAAAUCGGAUUGUGUACAGCACCAUGCGCUAGUCUAGUACUCAAUGUAUGCAUGAGUAAUCUAUUGGCAACACCAAAGGAGAGGAAUCAAAUUGUCAAUGUGUUGAGCAAUACUACCACUACUGCUACUAAUACUAAUAGUGCUAAUAACAAUAGUAAUAGUAAUCUUAGUGUUGGAGCAAACUCCAAUACAACAAUAGAUUAUUCUACUUCAGCAGCAAGACGUUCCCGUCAGCUGAUGUCCAAUACAACUACACUUCCACCACUUGAUUAUGAUAUAUGGGAACGUCGACUGUCAGCACGAGUUGAUUCAUGGUAUCGAUCAUUUUGGGAUAAAGGUAAAGGUGUUGUUGAAUGGGCAACAUAUCGAUUAGGAUUACCGAAAGCUUUCUUUGAUGUGUGUGGUUACAAGUCGAAUCCGUUAGAUGAAAAACGCUUCCAUGAAUUGUCAAUCUAUCAACAAGUUAUGCUAAUCUGUGCUCUAUGCGAAUCAAC